CGAAGGGAGUCCUCCUCCCUCUUUUUGCUCCGCGUGAAACUGGGGGCCGGCCGUUCUCUGCGCACCUACCUAGGUCCUAGCCAGCCAGGUGGAAAAACUGACUGAAAGAUGAAGUUUGGGAAGAGCGUGUGCAUUUUAAAUGUGGGUGGCACUAAAUAUACAUUCCCGAGGGACGUGAUAAAGGAUUUCCCUCUGAGGAGAGUGAGCCGUCUGCACAGCUGCGCCUCCGAGAAAGAAGUCCUGGAAGUGUGCGACGACUAUGACCGGGAGCGCAACGAGUUCUUCUUUGACCGGCACUCGGAAGCGUUCGGCUUCAUCAUGCUGUACGUCAAGUACGGGAAGCUGCGCUUCGUCCCGCAGAUGUGCGAGCUCUCCUUCUACAACGAGAUGAUCUACUGGGGCUUGGAGAGCUCGCACCUGGAGUUCUGCUGCCAGCGGCGGCUGGACGACAGGAUGUCCGACACUUACACGUACUUCUCGGAAGAGGACACCAAAGCCGAGGAUGAAGCGAGAGGACACGACGUGCUGGAGCGGCCCGCCGCCGCCGCCGCCGCCGCCGGCGCGCACAGAGGCAGCGCCAAGUGGCUGGAGAGGAUGCGCAGGACUUUCGAGGAACCGACCUCGUCCGUGGCGGCGCAGAUCCUCGCCUCGGUGUCGGUCAUUUUUGUCAUAGUGUCCAUGGUGAUACUGUGCGCCAGCACGCUGCCCGACUGGAAGACGGCCGAGAACAAGAGCGUGGAGGAGCACAGGUACACAGAGAGUUUAGAAGAUCCAUCUGGGAUCAUCGAGGCGGUGUGCAUCGGUUGGUUCACUGCCGAGUGCAUCGUCCGCUUCAUUGUAUCAAAGGACAAGUGCGAGUUUGUGCGACGUCCGCUCAACAUCAUCGACUUGCUGGCUAUCACACCAUACUAUGUCUCUGUGCUGAUGACUGUGCUGACGGGUGAGAACUCGCAGCUGCAGCGGGCCGGUGUUACGUUGCGCGUGUUGCGCAUGAUGCGCAUAUUUUGGGUCAUCAAGCUGGCGCGUCACUUCCUGGGCCUGCAGACUCUGGGCUUAACACUCAAGCGAUGCUACCGCGAGAUGGUAAUGUUGCUGGUGUUUAUCUGUGUGGCCAUGGCUAUCUUUGGCGCAUUGGCCCAGCUGCUGGAGCACGGCCUGGACUUGGAGAUGGGCAACGAGGACUACGCCAGCAUCCCGGCAGCCUGCUGGUGGGUUAUUAUCUCCAUGACCACAGUGGGCUAUGGAGACAUGUACCCCAUCACCAUGCCCGGGCGUGUGCUGGGGGGGCUCUGCGUGGUGAGCGGCAUUGUGCUUCUGGCGCUCCCCAUCACCUUCAUCUAUCACAGCUUCGUCCAGUGCUACCACGAGCUCAAGUUCCGUUCGGCACGCUGCACACGCAGCCUGUCUGCAGAGUUCCUUAACUGACCUGACCAUCCCUUCACUUGCUCCUCCAUCCUUGGGGCUUCUGUACGUUUAUCUACUUCGAGUCUAUCUUCUUCUGUUGUAACAUCGUGUUUUCAUCAGCUUUCGUGUAAUUUUACAUUCAAUGUUUUAUUGUUCGAUUCGCUUAGGUUUUUGGCUCCCUUUUGUUAACUUAAAUUGUCUGGAACUAUGGCAGGUUGCGGGUUACUGUUCAGGUUAAAAGAAAAAAGUUGGUUCCUUUGAAGGGCCCAUUGUUGCAGGGUGUCUUUUUUCCGUAAAGGCACCGUGUGUGGGUGGUGCAGAGUGAGAGAAUCUCAGCGAUGGCCUUACAGGUUUUCCCAUUUACGAUGUGCAACAAGCGAGAGGGAUUCGAUUUUGAUUUUUAUGCUACUCUACACUGUUUGUCAUCAAUAUAUGACUAGCAUGAGUCACCCUUGAGUUCACAUGAGACUUGUUUUCUUCCUGUUUCCUGUUAACGUUAAAGGUAAAUGGGGCUUGAAUUGCUAGAGAGCAUGACUGCACACGUGUUUUAACAAUGCAACAUGCACACAAACAAAACAGUAUGAUGCCUAAUGCCACAGACCUGUUGCUGAAAUGAUUUAAGAGGAGUGACACUGUAAAGCAGGGCAAACAUAGUGGAUCUGAAUGGCAUAAAAAAGAAUAACAGUUCGUAUAACUGUUACCAAAGGAAACAAUAGCCUGUUUUCAACAGGAACACAAUCAACACAUCCUAUGAAUAAAAUGUUAUUUUUACAUGACUUAGUAAAGGAAUCUGAUUCAGUAGGAAGUGCUUGCAUGUACCUCGAUGUGUGUGAUAAGCACAUGAAUCACGGCUUACUUGGUCCCCAACAGAUACCUGGCAAGAGUCCCAGAUUUCGUAUUCAUAUCAGUCAGUUUUCAGGUCCAAAGCAAGCCGCUGUUUUCAUCCGUGCGUCGUUGCAUGGCCAGGAAUGGGCCUUUCCCCUUGGAACACGUCUCCAGUCUGUGUCACUGGAUCAGGCAAUGCUGUUAUCUAGUAAAUAUUUUUCAGGGGAAGACAGUUACACUCUUCUCCAGUGGCAGACCAAGCUGAGCAGAGAGCAUGUCUGUAAGCUGUGUAGGCAGGUCUGUAAUGUGUAACAAAAUGUGCCAUAGAGUGAGAACGUGUCAUGGAGAAGUCGGUGGGUCUGCUGACACUAUGCAGCAAAAGGCAGAAACGGCUGUUAUCGAACUGGCCUUGCUCCGCUAAAGAAUGCUAUAGAUCUUUGAAGAAGGGGAACGUGCCCACUGUGGCCUUCAAUGUUUGAUUUCCUCAUGGUGUUUGAGGACAGAACCUUGAUGCAAGCUGCUUUUUGGUAUUGGCUGUCCUACCCUCUUCUCCUUGACACGCUGUUGCUGCUGUGUUAGGUGGCCAUGUGACACAUUCACUCACCUCUACAGGCUUAAGACUAAGUGGCUAGGCCCAUGCAGAAGCCCAGCUCCCUUUACUCUUGGGGACUCGCCAUUCUCUGCAUGACUUGACUCGGGUGGAUUUUCCACAUCAAUAGCCCUUCCUGCCGUGGUAAAUCUCCACCUUUUGCUCCCUCCAAAGUUCGGCUAGGCUGCAUUUACCAAGCGGACCUGAAGUAAGAUUAUACUCCUCAAAGCAGAAGUGUUUACCGAAUCGAUUAGCGACGCUUCACCCACACGUCAUCACCGUGGCCCAUCUUUUCCUAUGUUCCAUUUCCCCUCAGGACGUGGAAACAAGCACAAGUAUGAGAAACCAUAGUAAGGAGCUGUACAUUUAUAAGAUUAAACAGUACACAUUUCAUACCUUUAAGCCUUGAGACUGUUUCACACUGUUCUUUUAUACUUGUAUAUCAGUACGUUUAUUUUUUGACUAUUUCCGGAAGGAGAUUGUUUUUUUUUGUCAGCACGAAGAAAGGUUGAAAUAAGUUUGUUCCUUACUUGGCAACCAAGGGCACAUUUGGCACUUGUUCCCUUUAAUGACAGUUUACCAUGAGGUGCCUGCUUAGAGCAGCUCCUCUGUGGGUUAGCACACAGCAGGGACCAAGACCUCCAUUGCACCAGCUGCACACACACACACACAGAGCGCAACAGGACACGGCCUGCAGAACAAGGUCCCUGCUGACUGCAUACAGUAGGAAGCACUUUUUUUGCUGUCAUGCUGUUACCUCUUGUGAGCUGGGCUGUGGAUCAGUAAGCCAUCUAUAGCUCCCCAUUUCCCUGAAGAUGGAGCUGCUGGUGGUGGUGGUGAUUUCAAAACCAUCAUGUUCUUGUCUAAGGGGACUAAAGUUAACUGCUGGGCUAAAUUUAAGAGAGUAGUGCACCUAUUCUCCUAAAUUAUUACUUUUUCUAUAUUUUCUGAGGUCUUAGAUAUAUGGUAACCUCUGGGGUUAUUAACUCUAGUGGACUAUAGUCUCAUUUACCCUGUCUUUUUUAGGCUGAUUUAUAA
Messenger RNA from Scleropages formosus (Asian bonytongue), 3856 nucleotides. Its product is annotated as potassium voltage-gated channel subfamily G member 3-like. Gene Ontology annotation, molecular function: delayed rectifier potassium channel activity. Gene Ontology annotation, biological process: potassium ion transmembrane transport; action potential; protein homooligomerization. Gene Ontology annotation, cellular component: voltage-gated potassium channel complex; membrane. Lineage: Eukaryota; Metazoa; Chordata; Actinopteri; Osteoglossiformes; Osteoglossidae. The record is from RefSeq and is a predicted model, not a curated record. Bases 109 to 1425 code for a protein of 438 amino acids. The transcript is spliced from 2 exons.